This is a messenger RNA of Anguilla rostrata (American eel), 2207 nucleotides long. Its product is annotated as C-type mannose receptor 2-like. The transcript has 4 exons. The record is from RefSeq and is a predicted model, not a curated record. NCBI's taxonomy places the organism in Eukaryota, Metazoa, Chordata, Actinopteri, Anguilliformes, Anguillidae. The coding region runs from base 878 to 1981 and encodes 367 amino acids.
GCAGACUCGCCCCUGGACCAGGUAAGGGACUCUCCUGCCAUCCCUCAGACCACAGGCUACACUUACGCCGUUGCUUUCCCGCACAGCCGCGUGACAGGGCAAGAGGUGAGUGCACCACUUCUGUCCCCUUAAACCACAGUGCAGCCAAAGGAUGCUUAAUCCAUGCGGCCUCGACAACAAAUAAAAAGAUCCUUCAUGGACGCAGUUAUUCUAGAAUGAGAAAACGGAGCUUGGGCAGGACGCUAACCCUCUCUCUGGCUGAAACGCAGGCUACGGUGUGUUUGUGCAGUGAGAGGGGUCACUGCAGGCUCUACCACUGGUCCAGGGCUGCUUCAUUAUCAGCGACAGCCUGGAGACAUACGACCCACUUCCUAACGGUCAGCUUGACUGUGCUCAACGGCACGUUUGCUGGCUACGAAGCGCUUCCAUACCCUUCUCCUCAUCGUUUGCCUUUCAAAAACUUCAUUCCCAAGAAGUUGUGUAAGACCACUCGGGCUUCCCGGCUGAACUGCUGCUUGAACUUCAGUUUGCCCGAUGGACUUUGGAAAGGCACAUAACUUACCUUCUGCGAUCACAUAAACAAACAUGCCUGCACCCAACUCCACGCUGGGUACCCUGUGCAGCUUGCUCUGGAGGUUUCCUGUGAUGAUGUCCUUUUGGAGGUCCACCGCAGGGUUGACUCAGCUCCCGCAUGCUUCUGGCAGCUUCUCUAGCAUGGAGGCCAAAUGCAAACACACACAUUUUACAGGUGGAUGUGGCCUCCAAGCGUUCGGUGUUAAAAUGAGUUUUGUUGUCUUAUUUAUCUUUAGUCCUCCAAGUGCUUUAAGGAUUGGUGUCCCACGGUCUUUCAACCGUCUGACUCCUGACUCACGUCACCAUGGAAACCAGCCCCCUACUCAUUGUGCUGACUGCAGCUCUCUGCACAUCGGCCUUCCCCAGUCGCUACAGAAGGUUUAUCUUCAUAGAUAACCGAAUGACCUGGACUGAGACUCAGGCCUACUGCCGGGAGAAUCACACUGACCUGGCUACUGUGUACAGCCAGGAGGAAGCAGAAAGGAUUUUAAACAUUGAAACAGACGAAAGCUAUGCGUGGAUUGGUCUGAGGCGCAGUAACAGCAGUGUGAAAUGGUCUAAUGGAGUCAGUGUUAAUUACACUAAAAAUACUACUAAUGAUGGACGGAAGGAACCGUUCUGCACCUCCAUGAAGGCAGAUGGAGAUUGGGAGAAUGUGAACUGCACCCUGAAGAGACCUUUCAUGUGCUACAACAAAGGAGUUGGUGAUCACUCUCUCAGUUACACCCUAAAAAAGGAGGGAAGCUCCUGGUGUGAAGCUCAGAGGUUCUGCAGACUGCACCACACUGACCUGGUCAGCAUCAGCAACGACACCCAAAAUGAUGCAGUAAAGGAGGAAGGAAGGAGUAGCAACCCCUUCUGGAUCGGCCUGAUACACACGGACUGGGAGUGGUCUGACGGAGCGUGCUCCACCUUCAGAAACUGGGGUGGGGGCAAACCUGAGAAAGGAAAGGACUGUGUGUACAUGUUUAAAGACAACAAGAAAAUGGGCGCUCAAGCAUGUUCUAAUGAAGCAGUAGGCAUCUGUUAUAAAGACGAGAUCCACGUGAUUGAGAGCACUGAGACCUGGGAGAGCGCUCUGGACUACUGCAAUCAGAACUACGAGGGAUUCCUGCGCAUCGAGUCCCCGCAGGACCAGCGCCGGCUGGAGGAGGAGCUUCACAAAAACAACCUAUCAGGGCCCGUGUGGCUGGGCCUCAGGCAGAGCCGUCUCUUUGGCUUCUGGAUCUGGGCCAAUGGGAUGAAUGUGGGGUGGAGCAACUGGGAGGGGGGCAGCCAACCAGAGCAGCCACUGUCCAACAUCUGUGGCGCCAUAGCAACAAGCGGACCCGGGAAGUUCAAGUGGAGCGACCAGAACUGCCUCUCUAAAAGUUACUUCCUGUGUGAGGGAAAGAAACGGAGUCUGUGAUUCCACUCACACACUCUCUCUCUAUAUAUCUCUUUCUCUUUGCCUCAACUCACAAGAGCAUUUCCUUAGAAAUUACAUUUUUCAAUUGAGCAAUUGUACUUUUGUCAUUACAGGGUUUUUUUUUCUUUUUUCAAUCAUGCAUUAAUAUACUAUAAAUAACAAUGCACAUAAAAUGUGAAACUGCAUGUAGAAACAUUUUAUGUACGACCACCGCUUCACUGUCUCA